This is a messenger RNA of Drosophila arizonae, 928 nucleotides long. RefSeq names its product venom allergen-1-like. The record is from RefSeq and is a predicted model, not a curated record. Lineage: Eukaryota; Metazoa; Arthropoda; Insecta; Diptera; Drosophilidae.
UGGUGAAUCAAGAUGAAUGUGCUAAUUUCGCUCCCAGCCAUUCUGUGCGGAAUGUACUUUCUUCUGGUCGUGGCCCAUGACGAGCUGCCGACCGGACCGAAGAAUCCCUAUUGCGUGCAGCAGCUCUGUCCCAGGGGCAAGCGUCACAUUGCCUGCGAGAAGCCGCCGAAGGACAUCAACAAGUCGUGCAGUAUUCGGGAGAGCAAGGUAGUGAACCUCACUGACUACCUGGAGAAUAUUCUCAAGGCCCACAACGACUUUCGCCAGCGCCUGGCCAAUGGCCGGAACAUGACCCUGCCCAGAGCUGCGCGCAUGGUUGUGAUGCAGUGGAGCGAGGAGCUGGCCACGUUGGCUAGCUACAAUGUGCGCAUGUGCAAGGCAAAGCACGACGAUUGCCACAACACUGCCAACUUCAAGAACUCGGGCCAAAACAUCAUUCUGUUCAACAUGACUCGGCUGGUGGACAAUGACCUGAUGGAGAAGAUGUAUCCCCAGCUAAUCACCAUCGGCACCCGCACCUGGUGGUCGGAGCACACCAACAGCAGCCGCAAGAUGACAGCUGCCGAUGUGGAGCACAACCCCUGCUCCGCCAUCAAGCCCUACCAGCAUCAGCCCUUUAACCACUUUGCGGUGAUGGCCGUCGAGAACAACACUCAUGUCGGCUGCGCCGGACUGCGAUAUGUGGCCAAGGACAUAUCCUACUUCAAGCUGACCUGCAACUACGCCGAGAGCCACAUGUGCGGCAGGCCGAUCUAUCAUUUCCGCGCCACUGGCUGCACCACUGGGGCCAACGUCCAGUACAAAGCCCUCUGCUCCAAAAAGGAAAUAUUUGCCUAAAUGGAUUGCAGCUUAAAUAGCCACCGAGCUAAGUAGCACUAUAUAUAGCCCCAUAGCAAACCGCAAAUAAAUUGAAAUGAGCAUCCGCUUG